UCUUCUUGACAUUUCCAUCUGGGAUUUGACUCUUGUUUGUUUGUGAACAUCGUACAUCUCUGCCCUUCGGACAACAGGACUGAAUCUGCGUCCGUUAGAUUUGAUUCCUUCAAGUCCGAACCCACGCAUGCUUUGCUGCCAAUUCCUCCUCGUGUCGCAUGGAACUUUUGGACCUUUUUUGACAUCCGUCUUGCGCUUUUCAGCUACAGUGUGAGAUACCCAGAUCGUGGAACACAUGCUAUUUUGCAAUGAUUGGUUCCCACCAAAUUUGGGGAAUGGCAUAAUAUGCGCUUGGAGUUAUUCAGUGUCACAUCGAGGAUAUCGGCUCUGGCAAGAGCCGGUCGCAUCUCGUGUGCUCGAAGGCUGUUCGACCAAAUGCCACAGAGAGACUCGGUCUCUUGGAACGCAAUGAUCAGUGGGUACGCUCAGCUGGGUCUCCACCAGGAAGCUCUCUUUCUGUUCCGGUCCAUGAGAUCUGCCGGUGCCUGGCCUGAUCAUUUCACGUUAACCGCGACUUUGGCUGCAUGCGCGGGAUCGAAUGAUCUUGUUUAUGGGACCAAAGUGCAUGCUCUGGUCAUUCUUCUGGGGUUCCAGUCUUACUUGCCAGUUAAUAACUCUCUCAUAGACAUGUAUGGAAAAUGCUUGUGCCCCAAUAGUGCUAGCAAAGUUUUUGAAGCAAUGAGCUUUACGAAUGAAAUAACAUGGUGUUCUCUCUUGUUUGCCCAUGUCAAUUGUGGCAAUUUUGGUGCAGCCAACGACUUGUUCGUGCUGUUGCCGGAGCGAGUUCAAAUUGCUUGGAAUAUAAUGAUUGCUGGCUGUGGUAGAUGGGGUGACGUUGAAUCAUGUUUUGGUUUGUUCAAGGACAUGCAGGUGAGUGGGAGUGAGCCAGAUCAGUGGACUUUAAGUUCUCUCAUGAACGCUUGUUCUGAAUCUUUGGAACAUUUUCAUGGCCGUAUGGUGCAUGCUUACAUCAUAAAAAGCGGCUGGGGUAUUGCGGUGGAGUCAAAGAACUCGAUCCUGAGCUUUUACUCUAAACUGUGCUGUGUUGAGGAUGUUAUGAAGUUGCUCAAGUCUUUUGGUACUCUGACCCUGGUGUCUUCGAAUGUCAUCAUUGAUGCCCAUAUGAAGAUAGGAGACACCGAUAAAGCCUUUCUUGAGUUUCAGCGAAUCCCUGAGAAGAAUAUUGUUUCAUGGACAUCAAUGAUUACUGGAUAUGCAAGAAAUGGACAUGGAGAACAAGCUCUUUCUUUCUUUGUUGAUAUGAUUAAGAAUUGUCACAAACCAGAUGACUUGGCAUUUGGAGCUGUUCUCCAUGCAUGUUCUAUCUUGGCAGUCCUUGGUCAAGGGGAAAUGAUCCAUGGCUGCAUAAUUUGCUCCGGGUUCCUAGGUAAGGCCUAUGUGGGCAAUGGUCUAGUUAACAUGUAUGCAAAAUGUGGGCACAUAGAAGCAUCGAGUCAUGCUUUCUAUGACAUUGCUAGCAAGGACGUAGUCUCCUGGAAUGCAAUGCUGUUUGGAUUCGGUUUGCAUGGGCAGGCUAAGGAAGCUCUGCAGCUUUUUAAAGAAAUGGUAGCAUCUGGGACAAAACCAGACAAGGUCACCUUCAUCGGCAUGUUAAUGACUUGUAGUCAUUCUGGACUUCUGGAGAAAGGCGGAAAGCUUUUCAAUUCUAUGGACUUGGAAUAUGGGGUCGCACAUGAAAUGGAUCAUGUGGCUUGUAUGAUCGAUAUGCUAGGCCGAGGUGGAUACUUAGCAGAAGCAAGAGAGCUAACCGAGGAAACUCGGGGCACAACGACCAUGUGGGAUGCUCUAUUAGGAGCUUGUUCUGCUCACGUAGACAUGGAAAUUGGUACAUAUAGUGGGGAGGGCUUGAAGAAGAGGGAUCCCCACAACGAAAUGAGCUACGUUGUCUUGUCGAACUUGUAUUGCGCGAGCGGGAAAUGGAAAGAAGCAGAGACGGUCAGGAGGGUGAUGAACUCUCAAGGGGUGAGGAAGACGCCUGGCUGCAGUUGGAUCGAAGUGAGGAAUGUAGUGACGGCCUUCGUCGCGGGGAACAAUCCGCACCCGCUCAUGGAAGAUUUACGUGAGAUGUUACGCUUUCUCGACUUUGAAACUAGAAGUUCGAGGAUAUCAGUUUCAGAUUGAACGGGGAUCAUAACGCGUUUCUAUUGGUA
Rhodamnia argentea is the source of this 2171-nucleotide messenger RNA. RefSeq names its product pentatricopeptide repeat-containing protein At2g36980, mitochondrial. The transcript has a single exon. NCBI's taxonomy places the organism in Eukaryota, Viridiplantae, Streptophyta, Magnoliopsida, Myrtales, Myrtaceae. The record is from RefSeq and is a predicted model, not a curated record. The coding region runs from base 286 to 2142 and encodes 618 amino acids. Gene Ontology annotation, molecular function: protein binding; RNA binding. Gene Ontology annotation, biological process: RNA modification.